UUAAUAAAGUUUGAAGCAGGUGCGUGUAGAAAAUAAAUCAUUUUUAGCCUUCUGUAUGUGCAUGGUGGUCGGGAUUCGUCGUUAAUCUUAAAAUAACUAGUUUUUUUAUGUUUUUCCGUAUUUUUUGACCCUAUUGUUUUUCGAUGCGGUUCGAAAUAGAGGAGGGAAUACAGUUUGGGACGUCAGCUCUAUCUGUUUCGCCCAAUGAGAAAGUUCCACGAGAGAAUAGUGCCACGUUUCCAUCAGAGGGAUGCGUUGACAGGGCAGGCAACGAUUGAAUCCAUUGGAGCUCGCAGUCCCGGCCCAACCACCGACGCGGAAGACGACUCAGUUUGGAAAUAUAUUUUUUUCGACAUCUUCCCGGCCGGCAAAUCUAUCGAAGAAAUAAAAAAUGUCCCGGAUUUUGUUAGCGCUUAGUUUAAUAUUGGCGGUCGUAUUUUCGACGGAUAUCAAGACUGAAGACGGAGUCCUCGUCCUUACAGCCUCCAACUUCGAUAACGCUUUGGAGACCUACGAACACGUACUCGUCGAAUUCUACGCCCCGUGGUGUGGCCAUUGUAAAGCCCUUGCGCCUCAUUAUGCCAAAGCGGCUGAGAAGCUUGCUGAAAUGGAAUCGGCUGUCAAACUGGCCAAAGUCGAUGCCACUGUUGAAACGAGCCUGAGCGAAAAGUACAACAUAAGAGGAUACCCGACCCUCAAAUAUUUCCACGGCGGAAAAGUCCUGGAUUAUCCUGGAGUUCGCCAGACUGAGGAUAUUGUGAACUGGCUCCUUAAGAAAUCCGGUCCUUCAGCUAAGGAACUUAAUUCCGUUGAGGAAGUUAAGGCCUUUGUUGAAGAUAAGCAAGUGGCCAUGGUCGGAUUCUUCAAAGAUGCAAACUCUGAUUUGGCCAAGAACUUUAUGGAAGUGGCUUUCGCUGUUGAUGACGUUCAGUUUGGUGUAUCGUAUAAUGAAGGAACACUCGCCGAAUAUAAAGCGGAUGAAAACAAAGUUGUCAUGUUCAAGAAGUUUGAUGAAGGCGAAGUCGUUUACACGGGCACAGAAGACCCCAAUGAGCUUAAGAAGUUCAUCUUGACAAAUUCUCUCCCACUUGUCGUCGAAUUUAACCAUGAUACAGCUCAGAAGAUCUUCGGCGGCGAUGUCAAAUCCCACCUCCUUUUCUUCCUCUCAAAAGAAAAAGGUGAUUUCGAAAAGCUCCUUGAACCCGUCAAGCCUCUCGCCAAAGAUUACAGAGAUAAGUUGCUUUUUGUUGUUCUCAACGUCGAUGAGCCAGACCAUGUAAGGAUAUUAGAUUAUUUCGGACUCGCCAAGGACGAUGUGCCUUCAAUGAGGUUGAUCAAGCUUGAAGAUGAUAUGUUAAAAUACAAACCUGACACUUCCGAUUUGUCGCCGGAGCAUGUCAAAUCGUUUGUCGAUGCUUACUUGAGCGGUACGCUUAAGGAACAUCUUCUCAGCCAGACGUUGCCCGAGGACUGGGACAAACACCCUGUCAAGGUGCUCGUCUCAAGCAACUUCGACGAAGUUGUUUUCAACACGGAGAAAGACGUGCUCGUAGAGUUCUACGCCCCUUGGUGCACUCAUUGUAACAAACUCGCGCCUAUUUAUGACGAGUUGGGAGAGAAAUUCAAGGAUAACAACGAAGUCCUGGUCGCUAAAAUCGACGCCACAGCCAACGAAUUAGAACAUACCAAGAUCGAAAGCUUUCCCACUCUCAAACUGUACAAAAAGGGUGAUAACAAAGUUGUGGAAUAUACCGGUGACAGGACAUUAGAAGGGUUGUCCAACUUCCUAGAAAGCGGUGGCGAAUCGGUAGCACCUCCUCAGGAGGAAGUUGGCGAUGAGACUGUUGAUGACCUUCCAACAAAGGACGAACUUUAAAAAAAAAACUAAAACAUCACAGAAUUUCUGGGCUAUUAUGUAUAAAGCAGUCAUAUUAAAAUCAAAUCGCUAAGGAGGAGAAUAAUUGUUUAAACAAUUAUUUUCCAGGUGUAAAUUGACAGACUGCUGUUUUUAUGUACUUUUUGUCAUGUAAAAAAAAAAAAAAAAAGAAUUGGUUGUUAAACUAUUUUUCAUAGAACUUAAUUUUUUUAUUGUUAAUUUUGCAUUUAUAAAGUAUUAACUCACUCGUAAUUUGUUUUUGCAUUCCAAUAGCAAAACCAUGGAUUAAUAUUUUUUAAAUAUACUGUAUAAAUGUAAUGUUUUUCAUAUCUAAUUUUUUUUUAUCUGUCUUUUUUUAAAUAUAUGUUUAGGGAUGUGUUUAAAACAUUGAUUGUGAGGUUGUGCGUGAAUUGCUGAAGGUUAAAGUUGGGACAAAAUGAAAAACGAAUUGUUUGUUUAAUGAUGUGCAAUGAAAGCCUUUUAGUUAAAUGUAAUUUUUUUCUCAUUUUGUGAUUUAAAUAAACCAAUCUCUUUCCUA
Molecule: messenger RNA, 2414 nt
Organism: Cimex lectularius (bed bug)
Lineage: Eukaryota; Metazoa; Arthropoda; Insecta; Hemiptera; Cimicidae
Gene: Pdi
Product: protein disulfide-isomerase
Exons: 9
Coding region: 392-1876 (494 amino acids)
Biological process (GO): response to endoplasmic reticulum stress; protein folding
Cellular component (GO): endoplasmic reticulum
Molecular function (GO): protein disulfide isomerase activity
Source: RefSeq, a predicted model, not a curated record